This is a messenger RNA of Podarcis lilfordi (Lilford's wall lizard), 8117 nucleotides long. Lineage: Eukaryota; Metazoa; Chordata; Lepidosauria; Squamata; Lacertidae. The record is from the annotation of a GenBank genome assembly.
AUGCGGACUCUCAGCACGCCCAGCCCAGCGCUAAUAUGUCCGCCAAAUUCGCACAUUUUGCAGAAUGGCCGGGGAUCUUCCACAUCGUCCUCUUCAAUUACCGGGGAGACCAUCGCAAUGGUUCACUCGCCUCCUCCAACCCGCCUUACCCAUCCUCUCAUCCGGUCUGCCUCCCGACUUCAGAAGGAACGGGCUAACAUCGACCGGCUGCCGGACCAUUCAGUGAUCCAGAUUUUCUCUUUCCUGCCUACCAACCAGCUGUGCCGCUGUGCCCGUGUGUGUCGCCGCUGGUAUAAUCUUGCUUGGGACCCACAUCUCUGGAGGACUAUUCGCUUGACGGGCGAGACAAUCAACGUGGACAGAGCCCUGAAGGUGCUGACUCGGCGACUUUGCCAGGACACGCCCAACGUCUGUCUCAUGUUGGAGACGGUAAUUGUUAGUGGCUGCAGGCGGCUCACAGACAGAGGACUCUAUACUAUUGCUCAAUGCUGCCCUGAACUGAGGCAGUUAGAGGUGUCGGGUUGCUACAAUAUUUCCAACGAGGCGGUCUUCGAUGUGGUGUCGCUGUGUCCCAACCUGGAGCACUUGGAUGUGUCAGGUAAUAGAAAAUAUAUCUGUGCUUAAAUUUGGGUGGAGAACUUUGCUUAAGUCAGGGAUGAGGAGGAGGAGUUUGGAUUUGAUAACCCGCUUUAUCACUAAACGAAGGAGUCUCAAAACGGCUAACAUUCUCCUUUGCCUUCCUCCCCCACAACAAACACUCUGUGAGGUGAGUGGGGCUGAGAGACUUCAAGGAAGUGUGGCUAGCCCAAGGUCACCCAGCAGCUGCAUGUGGAGGAGCAGAGACGUGAACCUGGUUCCCCAGAUUACGAGUCUACCGCUCUUAACCACUACACCACACUGGCUUUUCAACUAAGAGGCGCUGUGUCCAGGGCAGCUGUCUAUCAGCUCCAUGUGGUACGCAGCCUGAGACCCUACCUGCCCGCAGACUGUCUUACCAGAGUGGUGCAUGCUCUAGUUAUCUCCCGCUUGGACUACUGCAACGCACUACCUUUGAAGGCUACCUUUGAAGGUGACCCGGAAACUACAACUAAGCCAGAAUGCGGCAACUAGACUAGUGACUGGGAGUGGCCACCGAGACCACAUAACACCAGUCCUGAAAGACCUACAUUGGUACCCAGUAUGUUUCCGAGCACAAUUCAAAGUGUUGGUGCUGACCUUUAAAGAUCUAAACGGCCUCGGCCCAGUAUACCUGAAGGAGCAUCUCCACCCCCAUCAUCUAGCCCGGACACUGAGGUCCAGCUCCAAGGGCCUUCUGGCAGUUCCCUCACUUUGAGAAGUGAGGUUACAGGGAACCAGGCAGAGGGCCUCCUUGGUGGUGGCACCGUCCCUGUUGAACACCCUCCCAUCAGAUGUUAAGGAAAUAAACAACUAUCUGACUUUUAGAAGACAUCUGAAGGCAGCCCUGUUUAGGGAAGUUUUUAAUGUUUGAUGUUUUAUUGUGCUUUUAAUAUUCUGUUGGGAGCUGCCCAGAGUGGCUGGGGAAACACAGCCAAAUGGGCGGGGUAUAAAUAAAUAAAUGGCUUAUUGUGGCCCCCAAAGUCUUCCCAUCUGGCCCCCAGGGCCUCUCCUCUUCACACACACCCCAUCCUCCUAAACCUCCAUGCUGGCUUCUGGGAAAAGGAAGUUUAACCCAACAGCUUUUGUUCUUUUUGCUUGCUGUUUGGCAAUGCACAUUGCAGGCAUAGGUCACCAGAUCAGGACCACCGCAUGGGGCAAAGGGCUAAAGCCCUCUUGUUGCGGAUGCCAAGGUUCAGACUUGUAUCUGCUCAGCGGUACUUGAUAUUUGAAAUGGAAUGCUGAUUCUAGUCUCUGUGUGUAGGGAAAUGAAAAAAUGAUGGAUGAAUGGGUGUGCUUGUGUGUGAAUGGAAUGCUUAAAAGCUAAAUCCCAACUCCUUUGUGUUCUAGUUGAUGCAUUUUUCUUUUCUAUUUUCUGAUCUUUAAAAAAACCUUCAAGGCUAAUGCUCAUUUCUCCAAAGUGACCUUUUGCUUAAAUUAGUGGGGGCUUGUCUUUCAUGUGUCUUUUCAAUUAAAGCCAUAGUUUGCAGAGGUAGAAAUUGCCUCAGGUAUACAAAACCAACAAAGAGUCCAGUGGCACCUUAAAGGUAAAGGUAAAGGGACCCCUGACCAUUAGGUCCAGUCGUGGCCGACUCUGGGGUUGCGGUGCUCAUCUCGCUUUACUGGCCGAGAGAGCCGGCGUACAGCUUCUGGGUCAUGUGGCCAGCACGACUAAGCCGCUUCUGGUGAACCAGAGCAGCACACGGAAACGCCGUUUAUCUUCCUACUGGAGUGGUACCUAUUUAUUUACUUGCACUUUAACGUGCUUUCGAACUGCUAGGUUGGCAGGAGCAGAGACCGAGCAACGGGAGCUCACCCCGUCACGGGGAUUCAAACCGCCGACCUUCUGAUCAGCAAGCCCUAGGCUCUGUGGUUUAACCCACAGCGCCACCCGUGUCCUCAGAGUGGCACCUUAAAGACUAGCUAUUAUAAUACAACUAGGGGUGUGGGAUAAAUUCAGUUCAGGUUGCAUUUAAAGGCAGGCCUACCAGACUUGCAUUUUCCAAAACAAUACAUGAACCAAAACAAAGUCAUCCUUUGAAAUUCGCUGUUCCCAAAUAUUGCAAUGCAGUUAUUCAGACAAGUAAUGUGCACAAAAAUGCAUAUACUGGUGUAAAUGUACAUAUUUUAGUGAAAAUAACAUACAAAAAUGCACUAUACUGGGGAAAUUGGUUUGCAAAAAUGCAUAGAUUAGGAAAAAUUGCACACCAAAAUGUGCAGAUCAGGAGAAAUAUUCAUUAAAAUGCUGAUUUAUUUUCAUGAGGUCUUUUUCAAAACCCUAAGUUCCCUCACUUAAAACUUCCCUAACUUCAAAAUAUGGAAGCUGAGAAAAGCUGCAAUGGUCACUUUUGCCCAUCCAAGUCUUUAGUUUCUACAGGGUUCUCUUCAUUGCAGUUGCUACAACAGAAUGAGAUUGAAUUAAUUCCCAAAUAUUCAAAACGUUGUGCUGAACGGUGUGUGCAAUACUACCCUCUGCUGGAGAGGUUGUCUGAGCUAAGGAAUAUGCACAUCUUUCCGGUUCCUCUUAAUGAAACUUGGCAGACCAAGUCUCAGCUGCCUGCUCUGAACUCAACUUAUUGCCAUAUUAAAAGGAUACGAAGAAUACAGUGAUGCAUAUCAGCAUCUAUAGCCUAUUGAACCACACACCAGAAGUACCCAUUGAGUGUUACAGACAAAUAUCAAUGGGACUUAAAAGUAGCUGGGGUUUUUUAUUUUAAAAAAAUAUUUAUGCUUUUCAGGUUUAUACAAUUCAUUAAUUUUACAAUCAUUUUAACAUUUCAAAACUUGACUUCCUUCCCCCUCUUUCUGCGGUUCCUUAAAUUUAUUUUUAAUAUCGUCUGCAUAUCCAAAUUAACUUAAUUUGCUCUUUUAUUCAUCUGCUUUAAAUAUAUACUUUUAUAAAACUGCAGGUUAUUACAAUAAUCCUGCCAAUGUUUUUAUCUCUUUGCAGUUUGUUUGUAAAUAAUCCAUAAACUAUUUCCAUUCUUUUAUAAAAAGUUUAUCUUGAUUUCUCAUUCUUCCAGUAAGUUUCGCCAUUCCUGCAUAUUCCAUAAGUUUUUGUAUGUUAAAAUGGGGGUAAAAUUAUUGAAAUGUAUAAAACUGAAAAUCAUAAAUAAGAUAAAGGAAAGGAAAGUAGUUGCAUAAAUUCAUGACGAAUAGCAAAAAAGAUGACAAUGGUGUGUUUGUGUGUAUGGAUGAUUUAACCACUUUGGCUCACUUCCAGACAUAUGUGACAGGAAGCAGAUAGAAUUAUCCAGGAUAUUUGCACGGGAGAGAAUGAGAUUUGUCACGAUCCACAUUCCUUUCCACAUGUUCUUGAGCAGAGUCAUCCAUUGCAUCUCUGUUGGUGUGAGAACUCUCCUGAAUGAGCAGGUGCACACAAUCUAUAGCUUUUAUGUGAGCGAGCAUUAAGGCGGAAAGAGGGAGCGGGUGAGUGAGUUUGGUGUCCGUAAUCACGUGGAACUGACUGAACAUGCAAGGGCAGGAGGUGUGCAUCCAGCUCAGCACAUGUAUCGAGUACACCUGCAUAUUUCCAAAGUGUGCAUGUUGCUAAAGGUGCAUUUUUUCUGGGAAUCUAUUUGUAACCAUGCAGUGAGACCUGUCCUUUGCAUGAACCAAGUUCACCUGGUGCCUUCAUUAUACACAUUUAGGUACCAGGCAAAAAUGUUCCUCCAAUGCCCUUUUAGAAUGUGUUGGGGGCAUUAAUGGGUUGUUUUUGUUUUGAUUAUGUAUACUACGAGAAGUGAGGUUACAGGGAACCAGGUAGAGGGCCUUCUCGGUAGUGGCGCCUGCCCUAUGGAACGCCCUCCCAUCAGAUGUCAAGGCAAUAAGCAACUAUCUUACUUUUAAAAGACAUAUGAAGGCAGCCCUGUUUAGGGAAGUUCUUAAUGUUUAAUACUGUAUUGUAUUUUUAAUAUUUGGUUGGGAGCUGCCCAGAGUGGCUGGGGAAACCCAGCCAGAUGGGCGGGGUAUAAAAUAUAAAUUAUUAUUAAAUUAUUAUAUUAUUAUCCUCUGAACUGCCCUGAGACCUACAGGUAUAGGGCGGUAUACAAAUUUAUUUAUAAUAGUAAUAAUAGCCAGUUAUUCUAUGAAUAUUACUGUGACCAUUUGACAGCUUGAAAGUUUCCCAAGGCCUUGUUUGAGUCGUUCAGGUUCUGUUCAAUUAGGUAUCCUAGAAAUAAUAUUUUCAUGUCAAAACCACACAGAAGUUAGCAUUCAGUUUUUUUCCACUUUUAAGAGAGAGAUCAGUUUUGGGCAAGAUUCCUAUACAUGUGAGCUUGACUGCAAACCAUUAUCUCAAAGGCUGGCCAAAGUUCUUUCAGCUCUCUUGAAACUUUCUCCUUCCAUUUCAAAUCCUUUACAUUUCCUCUGUGGAAAACUGCUAUGAGCCUGCAGGUUUUUACAUCUUUAUUGUUUGGGACAGGAAAAGUGGUUUCAGCCACAGGAAAAUGUCAUUAUAUUUAAAACACAGGCAGAAAGACCUUCUAUGACAAGGUGGUGGGUGAAUUACUUACCUUUCUUGUAGGUGGUUUGGAGUCCUCAAAUAGAUGAUAUUCAUCUGAGAAAUCUUCCUGACAUCUGCAGGCUACAUUGGCUGUGCUCAUAGGUCAUGCUGUGUCAUGGAAGAUACAACGCGCAUGAUACAAAGUUGCUUGCAGCUCUCACAGCAUGGAUUAAAUCUUCCUUUUAAACCCUCUGCCAUUGCAUCAUAAUUCCUUAGGAGAAGCAACUUGGAUCGUACAGACCAGAGUGUAGGCAAAAGCCUUUUGGUACUGGCAUGAAUUAGUUACAUCACCUGGGCCCCUCUAAAGACAAAUGUUGAUGUUGGCAUCUGUCUGUCUCGAGAGACAAUGGAGUCAUCUUCUUCUUCUUUGGCGAUCACUCAUAGCUGAGUAAGAUUGUCUUCCAUGAACACAGUCUUAACAGUGAGUCCGUAAGUGACUGUGGAGACCAAUUCUGGAUCCACACGUCCUUCCACAGUGGGGACAUAGGUUUCCAGAUGAGAGUUGAUCACAGUGAGGGUUUGCCAAGUGUGCCUUCCUCUUAGCACCUUUCGUCCUAAGUUCAAGCAUCUUCAAAGUCCAUGACACCUUUGGUAAAGGCUGUUCUCCAAUUAGAGCGCUCGCAGGCCAGUGUUUCCCAGUUGUCAGUGUUUAUACUACCUUUUUCUUAGACUUGCCUUGAGAAGUCUGUAAACCUCUUUUGUUGACCACCAGCAUUACACUUUCCAUUUUUUUAGUUCGGAAUAGAGUAGUUGCUUUGGGAGACGAUAAUCAGGCAUCCGCACAACAAGACCAGUCCAACGAAGUUGAUGUUGAAGAAUCAUUGCUUCAACACUGGAGUACACCUCCGGACGCGAAAUCAAACCACUGUGUUAGCAACACUGAAGUGACCUCCCCAAGUGCAAGCCUGGGCAGUGUGUCUGGAGGUCCUGGGCUGCCCAGACAACAUGAUAUCCCCCCCUUGACCUUGCUGAAGUGGUUCAAAGGAAAGCAGAGCAAUAUGUUUGGCACCAGCUUGGCUGCAGGGGUUGAUGGAAGGAUGGAUACAAUCUUAGGGACUCCACUCCAGAUUUGUGUAGGGUUUACUCCAUAGCAUUUUCUUCUCCUGAAGAUAUCUUGCAAUGCUACCUUCCCAGGUUGAUGAGCCUCAUCUGCUCCUCACUUCCCUCUACAGCAAUGACCAAUGUGCAAGCAUGUGAAUCAUGUCUUUCCUUCCCUUAUGCAUAUGGACCCAGGUAGUUGGUUUUGUGUAAGCCAGGGGUGGCCAAGUUCCAUAUACUUUGGCAGCAAUUUGCCCAGGACAGAAGUGUAGUUGCCAUCCAAACUCUCAAGUGGCCAGAGUCCAGAAUAAAGCUAGUUCCAUUGAUCAGAGGCCUUUUACAAAUACAGAGCGCACACAUAGCAUUAAUUACUGGCACAAUCAAGAUAGGUAAGCUUCCACCAAACUUACAUAUUACUUGCUUGUUACAUACAAUUAAAAACAAAAAACAAAACAGAGGUACCAAACUGUGGAAUACGUCUUAUUUUGUGUAACUUGAAGAUGCUAACUAAUUAUAUUCCUUGCAGGAAAUUUCAAAUUCCGUGUUUGUGUGUAAUGUUUUACAAUUUUCAAUACUCAUUUAAACAUCCUUAAAAUAUCAAUGACUUACCUCCUUCUCUUUCCAUGGUUCAUUUUACAUAUCAUAAAUCCCUGCAUAUUUUACAUAAACUAAACCAUUCAGUAUUCCAUUAUUACAUCCAUCAAAACUUGUUUACACUGUUGGAUUUAUCUUAAUACUGCCAGCAUUUUCAGCUGUACACAGUUAUUUCCCAUAUAUUCAAUAAACAUUUUCCAAUCUUCUCUAAACGUAUGUUCUUCUUGUUCUCUUAUUCUAUAUGUUAAGUCUGCAAGCUGUGCAUAUUCCGUCAGCUUAAGUUGCCAUUCUUCUUUGGUUGGGAACUCACUUGUUUUCCAUGUUUGGGCUAACAAAACACAGGCCACAGUAGUGGCAUACAUGAACAACCUUUUUUGACACCUGGGAAUUUCCAUCUGAAUUAUCCCCAACAAAAAGGACUCUGGGUUUUUUUUGGAAAAGUACUUUUAAACAUUUUUUUCCAAUUCACUAUGGAUUAUUUCCCAAAACUCUUUUACACAGGUCCUGGAGCUUCAAAUUCCUAGCAUAGAAGACCCCGCUAAAUAAGGUUAUUUUCUUUUCUUAAAGGAGAAGUAGUCAUCGAUGCAGAGCCACAAAUAACCACCUUCUCUUUUCCUCCCCGAAUUUAGGUUGUUCCAAAGUUACAUGCAUCAGCUUAACCCGUGAAGCUUCCAUCAAGUUGUCUCCUUUACAUGGAAAACAGAUCUCUAUCCGCUACCUAGACAUGACAGACUGCUUUGUCCUUGAAGAUGAAGGACUGCACACCAUUGCUGCCCACUGCACUCAGUUGACACACCUGUACCUGCGCCGCUGCAUCCGCAUCACCGACGAAGGCCUCCGUUACCUGAUGAUUUACUGCACGUCCAUCAGGGAGCUGAGCGUGAGCGACUGCCGCUUUGUCAGCGAUUUUGGCAUGCGCGAGAUCGCCAAGCUGGAGUUGCGCCUGCGGUACCUCAGCAUCGCCCACUGCGCCCGCAUCACCGACGUCGGCAUCCGCUACAUCGCCAAGUACUGCAGCAAGUUGCGAUACCUCAACGCACGGGGCUGUGAGGGCAUCACGGACCACGGAGUGGAGUACCUUGCCAAAAAUUGCACAAAACUCAAGUCGCUAGACAUUGGGAAAUGUCCUCUGGUCUCCGACGCCGGCUUGGAGUUCCUGGCUCUGAACUGCUUCAAUCUGAAGAGGCUGAGCCUGAAGUCAUGUGAAAGCAUCACCGGACAAGGCCUGCAGAUUGUGGCGGCCAACUGCUUUGAUUUGCAGAUGAUGAACGUGCAGGAUUGCGAGAUCUCGGUGGAAGCUUUGCGGUUUGUCAAACGUCACUGCAAGCGCUGCAUUAUAGAGCACACCAACCCUGCCUUUUUCUAA